UUUCCCUUCGAAAAAACUACGUAAACCAAGGGGGAGACAACCGAGUGUGGCAGUGUCGAUGUGGUAAUGUGAUCGGAUGGAAGUCUCUUUCGACGGGAGGUACAUUCAGCAUGGAUCCAAACCGUGGUGACGUUAAAAGCUAGUGAAUUUUGUAUCAUGCUUGACUAAUUCAACCUGAAGAUGCCUGGACGAUUGAAAGUUAAAGUUGUGGCAGCCAGGGAUUUGCCUAUUAUGGACCGGGCCAGUGAUCUUACAGAUGCCUUUGUGGAGGUUCGUUUUGGAAAUGAUAUCUUUAAAACUGAUGUCUGUCGAAAAUCUUUAAAUCCUCAAUGGAAUUCAGACUGGUUUAAAUUUGAGGUUGAAGAUGAAGCACUUCAAGAUGAACCUCUUAUAUUACGAGUACUAGACUAUGAUACAUACAGUGCCCACGACAGCAUUGGAAAAGUCUAUAUAGACUUGAAUCCUCUGUUAAUCAAGAACAACCCUUCAUUGAUAAAUGGCUGGUUUCCAAUUUAUGACACUAUGCGGGGCAUACGUGGGGAAUUAAAUUUCAUAGUGAAAGUUGAUUUGUUCAGUGACUUCAACAGGUUCCGUCAGUCUUCCUGCGGAGUUCAACUUUUUUGUUCUGCUGCGGUUCCUGAAAAAUAUAUGCUACAGAGUCUUCAUGGUUUUGUUGAAGAAUUAGUUGUUAACGAUGAUCCAGAAUAUCAAUGGAUUGAUAAAUUACGUACUCCAAGAGCAUCAAAUGAAGCGAGACAAAGACUGUUUUCAAAACUAUCAGGAGAGUUGCAACGGAAAAUUGGCUUGAAGGUUCUUGAACUGGGUGGAAACUCAGUAAUAGGUUAUCGGCAAUGCUUUGACCUCGAAGGAGAAUCAGGAAUUGUCGUUCGUGCUAUUGGGACAGCUGUCACAUUAUCGAAAUCCUUAGUGCUAUCUACAUCUCCCAUGGGGCUUUCACCUUUCAAAGAUAAACGGCAUGUGAAAUUUCAGUCACCUGCUACCUCAUCUCCUAGGCGUGCAGUACUGAUGCAGUCUACACCACCUGCAUCUACAUCCACUACGAGUCUUACGGCUAACAAUAACACUACUGUCUCUACUAACACUAGUACCACUACAACUACAACUAUUGCUACUACUGCUACUACUACUAUUUCUACCACUACCACUACUACAACUGCUGUCUCUUCUACCUGCCCGCCUUCCCCUCCUUCUCCACCACCGCCUCCCCCACUCCCUCCACCUCCACUGCCUUUGCCCCCUCCGCCGUCUUCUUCUCUACCUCCUCCGCCAUCCCCUUCGAACCUACCACCUCUCCCUCCCCCUCCGUUGCCUCCACCGCCGGCAGACUUCUCCAACGAAUCCGAACCCGACACCGAGUCCGAGUCCACUUCUCUCGCCCCGCUCUUGCCUCCGCCUCCGCCUCUUCCCCCUCCUCCACCGCCGCCCCUCCCGCCUCCGCCUCUGCCUUCCCAACACCCCAAGCUGUCCCACUUUCACCACCAACAGCAACACCUCCUCCACCACCACCACCACCACCAUCACCAUCAUCAUCACUACCAGCAGCACUCGUCAGUGGACCGAGAUCGGGACAGGCCAAUGUCUCCGCUUGCCCAACCUCGAUCACAGCACGCGUCUCCAUGCUCCACCCCUCCCGUGGUAGCAACUUGCCACAGACACACAGAACAAGAACCAGACAACUCAAUAUUUACCUUCCCUUGCAGCUCUCCUCUUCCCGAAGACAUCAUCACUCCCUCCUCCCCGACCAUUAACCAGUCUGGUGGCCUCAAAUCGUCCACGUCACCUGCUAAAUGCUCCAGUACAGCUAUCCGACGCCGGUCUUCAGACUCAGACUUGAGUACCACUCCAAAAGAAGUUUCUCCAGGCCCGCCUCCUCCAGGGGGUAGUCUGACAGGAAGCAGUGGGAGUGGGAGUGGAACUGGAGUCCUGAGUGGAAUUUCUGGGAGAGCGGCAGGACACAAACCAGGGAUGCCGCAACAACAGCCAACCAUUGACAUGUUGGAGUAUCCUUUUUUCACCAUGAAAACCUUUCCUCCUGCAUUCAUUGUUCACUUAGGAGGUGUUGUGUCAGCAAAAUCUGUUAAAUUGCUGGAUAAAAUUCAUAAUCCUGAUGAACCUGAGACGAGAGAUGCUUGGUGGAUUGAAAUCCGUACCGAGAUCCGUUCUCAUUGUCGUUCAAUGGGAUGUCAUGCUGUGAUAGGUUACAGUGAAAUGUCUUCCAUAUGUGAUGAAGUAAUUAUUCUGUCAGCUAUUGGCACAGCUGCUGUCAUCAGCAGCAACAUGGAUGUACUGCUGCCUGUUGUCACACAGAAAGAUACUGCUCCACUCUAUCAGUCCACUGAUAAGGUACCAGUGGAGAAGGAGAAGCUUUAUGUUGAUGUGAACUUGGCAAAUCAAAUGUCACAGAAUAGUAUUGAAGAGGGUUUUACACCUGCAAACUGUGUACUUUGUCACAUUCCCUACAAAACUGCCUCUAUGCCAUUUAAGGUAACACUGGAUACCUGCACUGUAUGUCAUAAACAUCCAGUUCCAGAUGUGCUUUUUACUACAAUCAACCCCCCUGAAGAAAUACAGACAAUAGGAAAAGGAACUCUUAUACAAGCGCGGAUAUAUCGUGCGAAAAAGGAAGGUAAAGGAGAAGCCUGUGCUAAAGAAAUUAGUGAUUGUUUACCAUUUAUGGAAUAUGAACUUCAUAAUCAACUUAUAAAUAAAUUAAAGAUGCGUGGUAUGAAUGGUCUUUUUGGACUUGUAGUCCAUAUCACAGUUGGAGAAACAAUGUUAGCUGGAAUAGCUACAGCAACUGCUGCCUAUCUGAAUGCACUACCUGCUCCAUCAGUUCCACGUAUCUCAGGACAGGUGAUGCCAGCAAGUGACAAUAAUGAUUUGGAGAAACUACAGCAACGCUUAACCACUACUGUACAGAACUUAAAAGAGCAAUAUGAAAUAUUUGUGCCUGAAAUUACCCCAGGCCAGUCUAGUCUUCGUUGCAGUGCUGAUAAUACAGACGACAGCGAUGAAGAUCAGAGUGAUUUAGAACUGUCAUUUGGAAACAAAGAUACGUUUGUGUUAGAGGUUGAUGAUGCAAAAGAUGAAACUGUAUCCUUGAUUUUAGAUGACUUCACAGCUCCAGAAGGAUUUGAAAUAUGCAAUACAGAAGUACUUCCAGGAGUGACCAACAUUGUUUGUAAUCUACAGAUGUUUACACAUGUGUGGCGUGGCAAAUGCCAGAAAAUACCAAUGACUGUAAAAGAUUUCUCUGAUUUAUUUAACCAUUUGAUUAGGAAAAUUUGCUUUAAAUUAAGGAAGAUGGCACCAUGCUGUUUAAGUUGCCUUGAUUUCAAUUUAGAGCUGGCUGAUGAAGACGAAGUGCAGAUAACCUUGACCGGGAUGUGCACAGGACUUGGAGAAGUACAACCUCAAGCAUCUAAAAACUUAGUGUAUAAAACAAACAAUGGUUCUAACCUCCUUUUGAGUGUGCCGUCCAACAGUAGCUGUGAUCAAGACCAUGACUUAAUGUUUCAGAUGGAAGAGGUACAAGAAAGCCCUGUUACAUCAAAGACAUCUCAGCAAGCACAAAAAACUGGCAAAACAGAAAGUGGUCUCAAGUACCAUACACUUCCUCGGCACCGUCUUGGAGUCGAAUUGAUACCCAUGUCAUAUGUACCAGGUGGAAAGAUAGAUCAUUAUCUUGGAAGUUAUAACUUCUUCUUUAUCAGGGAAAGCACAUCAGUUCGAGAGAUGGGAGGAGCCUGUGGUUUUAUGCAAAGCUUUGUGUCAGAGGUGAAAGCUAUUGUACGAGCUCAUGUUGGAGCUUUAGGUGGUAAUGCCAUGGUUGCCUACAAAAUGAAUGAAUGUAUUCUUCUCAACAAUCCCCAUAAAAACCAGUGCCAGUGUCUUAUCAAUGUCAGUGGCGAUGCUGUCAGUGUGUUAUAUGGCUUGGAGCUGCCUUUCGAAUUAGCCAACGUGGCCAGCGGCACGCUAAGUGUCAGUCGCGGCGACGUGUCUCAAGCUCAACCCAGCGGCAGUGGUAACAACACCCUCUCUACAAACUCAAGACCCGUGUCAGAUUCGCCUGUCAUCUCAUGACACACAGGAAAAUGCUAGGAUUAUAACUAACACACACACACACACACACACACAAGAAAAAGGAAAAAAAAAAA
Octopus sinensis (East Asian common octopus) is the source of this 4178-nucleotide messenger RNA. RefSeq names its product C2 domain-containing protein 5. Bases 181 to 4104 code for a protein of 1307 amino acids. Lineage: Eukaryota; Metazoa; Mollusca; Cephalopoda; Octopoda; Octopodidae. The record is from RefSeq and is a predicted model, not a curated record. The transcript is spliced from 32 exons. Gene Ontology annotation, cellular component: plasma membrane. Gene Ontology annotation, biological process: positive regulation of vesicle fusion; intracellular protein transmembrane transport; positive regulation of protein targeting to membrane. Gene Ontology annotation, molecular function: calcium-dependent phospholipid binding; calcium ion binding.